AUGAAGUGUCUUUACGUUUUGUUGGCUUCAGCAGCCUUAGUACACAGUUACGCUAUUCAGGACAAUGAAAUCGAGACCUCUCGUUUGCAAACAAGUGAUGACCUCUUGAGCAGUGUGAUUAGUGAUUGUUUUGAUACCGAAUCUCCGAUGUCAUGCCUUAAAGUGAAAGUCCUCUCAUUCUUAGACACCAAGCUUGGUGUUACCUCGGAGUCUGCGAGGGCAUUUGAUGACAAGAACAUCGACAAAGUGAUCUUCGACCGCGUUGGAAGGAUCCUGAACAACAAUGAAAUCAGGUUCCAAUUGCCUGAGUUCAUCUUCCAAAACGCAGAGGUGUCCUACCGUGCAGACAGAGGAUUCGAUGUUGAUUUUCCUGAAACAGAUGCUGAAAACGGUGAAGCUCGUGGCAUCCUCAAGAAGAAACUUUUGCUGCCAGUUCUUCUUCUUCUGAAGCUGAAGAUGAAAGCGCUGAUGCCAAUUCUGGUUUCCAUCAUUGGCAUUAAGGCUAUCAAAGCACUUAUUCUCAGUAAGCUGGCUAUCACGCUUGUCGUUGGAUUCUUAGUCUACAAUUUGGUGAUGAAGAAAGGAGCUAUGCCAAUGAUGAUGACACCAACAGAAGCGCCAGCACCUCAGUACGGCCCACCCGCCUCUCAGUAUGGAACUCCAUCAACUCCAGCCGCUCCUCAAGACUCCUACAGCCCGCAAUGGGAGCCAGCCAGCUCAGGCCCUUACGCAAGAGUAUGGGACCCCACCCAGCUUGCGUACAGUUCAUAUUACCCUGGUGAUUCGAGUGCUUCAUCGUCCUCAAACCAGUCACCAAGCUACUCUAGUGUAGCGUCAAUCUCAUCAUCUUCAUCAGCAUCAUCAUCCACCUACUGAACCUAAUUACCUCACAUUGUAAAUAUGUUACGC
Molecule: messenger RNA, 909 nt
Organism: Vanessa atalanta (red admiral)
Lineage: Eukaryota; Metazoa; Arthropoda; Insecta; Lepidoptera; Nymphalidae
Gene: Osi20
Exons: 3
Coding region: 1-876 (291 amino acids)
Source: RefSeq, a predicted model, not a curated record